This is a messenger RNA of Danio rerio (zebrafish), 783 nucleotides long. Lineage: Eukaryota; Metazoa; Chordata; Actinopteri; Cypriniformes; Danionidae. The record is from RefSeq and is a predicted model, not a curated record.
GUACUUUUUUUCAGAGUCGUGGUUUGGAGAAUCGGGAUGGAAAAGGCGUUACAUUGGAGUGAUGAUGUUGACUUUGACCCCCAGUAUAAUCGAAGAGCUAAGGAUGCGAGACCCGUCCUUCCCUGAUGUUUCUCAUGGAGUUCUCAUCCACCGUGUGAUUGUAGGAUCUCCAGCCAACAGAGCUGGAAUGAAGCCAGGAGAUGUUAUUAUUGAGAUCAAUGGGGUAAAGGUGAACACGUCGGAGGAGAUAUAUAAUGCUGUGAGGACCAGCGAAAGCUUAAAUGUGGUGGUCCGCCGGGGGGCCGACCUGCUCAUGCUGCACAUGACCCCAGAGUCCACAGAGUGACAUCAAGUCAAGUAUUUAGUAAGAUUAAGAAAUGGUGAGUAAUGAGAAGCUGUCAUAGUUGGAGAUGUUGUAAGAAAGGAAUCAUCUAAAGAGUUGAACAGUUUUAGCAAACGCUGGACAUUGGUGUAGUAAACGUGUUUCUGGAAGCGUAUGAAAUCAUGUGGAUGAUUCAGACUUCUGUACACUGGAUAAACCUCAGUGUGUCUGCGCAAACUACACUAUCAGUAUUGAUUUGAAGGAAUAUCACUGAAUAUUUUGUUUAGGAUUGUCAUGAUGGCAACAAACACUCAAAGACCUUAAUAAAACUGGGUGCUCUUAUUGUGAAAAUGCUGAUGUUUUGUAUUGAGUCUCACAUUCUCAUGUUACGACGUUUGUAUUUUAAUACAUUUUUCUGAACAGCUCUGAUUUCACAAUAAACCAUUGGAAUAUUUAUGGAU